Phragmites australis (common reed) is the source of this 537-nucleotide messenger RNA. RefSeq lists its product as uncharacterized. The transcript has a single exon. The record is from RefSeq and is a predicted model, not a curated record. The coding region runs from base 1 to 537 and encodes 178 amino acids. Lineage: Eukaryota; Viridiplantae; Streptophyta; Magnoliopsida; Poales; Poaceae.
AUGCCAAAGCUCAAGGCAGGAGCUGAGCAUUUCCGUGGUAUAACUACAAACUCAUCGACCAUACCUCUUUGUCAGAUCGAGUUACUGGUCACAUUCGGCGCACCCGACAAGUUCCAUACAAAGAAGCUGACCUUCGAUGUUGGAUACUUCAAGAUGACAUACAAUGUGAUCCUAGGCUGCCCAAUGUUAGACAAGUUCAUGGUCAUGGUGCAUUAUGCAUACCAUGUGGUCAAAAUCCCAAGUCCCAAAUGGGUCAUAACCGUCAAGGGAGAUCAACGUGCAGUGUUCAAGUGUGACAAGCAGAACAUAGAGAUAGUUGAGCAGUUCUAUCAAACGGCGACUACCUCGAGACACAUAGACUCUAAACAUCAGAGGCAUCAAGCCACCGGCAAGAGCAAGGACAAUGCUAAGGACUCCAAGCUCAUUUUUACUGAUACUUCCGGGUUCGAUGACUUUGCCAAGGGUGAGACCAACGACGAUACCAAGAAGUGGAAGGCUGAUGGUGGUAUCAAGGUAGUGCCCAUGGACCCAUCUUAG